Messenger RNA from Anas platyrhynchos (mallard), 3190 nucleotides. RefSeq names its product transcription elongation regulator 1 like (gene TCERG1L). Gene Ontology annotation, cellular component: nucleus. The record is from RefSeq and is a predicted model, not a curated record. Gene Ontology annotation, molecular function: transcription coregulator activity; RNA polymerase binding. NCBI's taxonomy places the organism in Eukaryota, Metazoa, Chordata, Aves, Anseriformes, Anatidae.
UGCCCUUCCCUUCCCUGCCCGGCCCGGCCCGCCCCACGCGGGCGGCGCCUCAGCGGGGCGGCGCCUGGGCUCGCCUCAGCCGGGCUGGCACUCGGCGGCGGCUGGGAGCGGAGCGGGGCUGUGGCAGCCCCGGGCCAUGCAGGAUGCUGCCGGGCCCCGCAGCCCAGCGGCCGCCGCCGCUGCUGUGGCCGGCGGAGCCCCCCUGGGGCUGGGCGGUGCCGGCGGCCGCCGCGGGGCUGCUCCGGCUCGGUGGGGCUGCCCCCCAUCCCCAUCCUCCUCCUCCUCCUCCUCCGCCACCGCUGCUGCUGUCCGCGCCGGGCUGGCACGUCCCCUGCGAGCCGCUGCUGCCGCUGCUGCCCGCCGAGCACCGGCACCACCGCCGGCAGCUGCUGCCCGGGCAGUGGAUAUUCGGAGGCCAUCAUUCUCCCGUCAUAGGAUUUUCGCCGUCGUCGGGUGUGGAAUUUGUGCCUCUCUUUCCCCCUGUGUACGCAUCCACGGUGCCGCCUCACGCUGGGAAGAACUGGAUGGAUAAAAGGCUGCCGAGCUGCAAAAUAUACUUAAAUAAUGCAUUUGCUCUGGACUCAGCAUGGAUACAUCCUGAGGAAUCAAGACUCUUCCAGGGAAAUGAGAAGCCUCUAUUAAUGACAAAUCAAGUAGCUAUGGCUAUAGCCAGGCCAGCUACUGCCUCCAGGCCUCUUCCCACAGUGGUGUUGGCACCUCAGCUGAUACCAGGUGGUUGCCAGAAUAGCCUUAAACCCGUCAGCAGCAAUCAAACCCUCGCGUUGGCCGCAGCGGCCACUGCAGCGAUGAUGUCCGUGGAGUCUGAAGGCCCUCAAGGACCUUCACCUCCGAGCAUCCAACCCUGCCACGUGCUGACCUUCUCACCUAUCAAAAUUCCAGUGUUGACUUCGCCUUUUCCAGGUUCUGCCUCCAGAGUGGAUGCUCAUCUGAGUCCUUUGAUGCCAACGCAAGUCGCCAGGGUAACUGCUGUGUCUGCACCAGCUGUGACGUUCAUGACAGCCAACCUGAUGGAUCAGGCAUUCACAGGUACCGGGAAGGAAUCCAGCCGGCCCUCCUGCCCGCCAGCCUUGAUUUUGCACGCCGACAGAAAAAGCGCGCCCGUGGAGCGGGAUGGCGACAAGGAUCAUUCUUUUAAACUAGUAAAUGAGGAUGACAGUUCUGCAAAUGGCAACAAGCCCGUGGCAUCCACUCCAGUGCCAGGAUCACCAUGGUGUGUAGUCUGGACUGGAGAUGACCGGGUCUUCUUCUUCAACCCUACAAUGCAGCUAUCGGUGUGGGAGAAGCCGCUGGACUUGAAGCACCGUGGCGACAUCAACAGAAUCAUCGAGGACCCGCCGCACAAGCGCAAGCUGGAGGCCGCAGCAACAGAUAAAAGUGUUAGCUCUUGUCCGGGAGAUGAAAAUGAUGAUCUUAGCAUCAAAAUAAAGAGAAAUAAAACAGAAGAUUCCCAAGCCGCUGACCAGGCGGAGGCAGAAGUGGAGGAGCAAAAAGCGAAGGCAUCAGGACACCAGAUCACACCUCCCCUGGAGGAGCGCAUCACGCAUUUCCGAGACAUGCUGCUGGAGAGAGGGGUUUCAGCAUUUUCUACAUGGGAGAAAGAGUUGCACAAAAUAGUAUUUGAUCCACGAUACCUUCUGCUAAAUUCAGAAGAACGUAAACAGAUAUUUGAACAGUUUGUCAAGACCAGGAUAAGAGAAGAGUACAAAGAAAAGAAAAAUAAAUUGUUGUUAGCCAAAGAAGAAUUUAAAAAACUCCUCGAAGAAUCCAAGUUAUCACCAAGAACGACAUUUAAGGAGUUUGCAGAGAAGUACGGAAGGGAUCAGCGGUUUCGGCUUGUUCAAAAGAAGAAGGACCAAGAGCAUUUUUUCAAUCAAUUCAUACUUAUUCUUAAAAAGAGGGACAAAGAAAACAGGAUAAGGCUACGGAAAAUGAGAUAAAAGCUCUUGAAACUGGCAAUAAGCACAGAAGUCAAUGCUGUGACUGCGGUAAGAAAAUAAAUGAACGCUAAAGCAAAGGUUAAACUUGCAACAGCUGAACGAAGAAGUGGCUAUCCCCGGGAAAAACUUCCUCUAACGACGUUUGUUGAACACGCGUAGAAGUUGUGAAGGCUGUUCUGCAGGAGUCUGAAGGAUAUUUUGUUCUCAAAGAAUUAAUGUUUCAUAUUGAAGCUCUCUUUUGUACAACAUCCAGAGUUUGAUGCAUUUCUAAUUGCCAGGAUAUGUCAAUCCCUUAAUUGUUUUAAUUAUGCAAAUUACUUGUAAUAUACACAAAUUAUGAAUCCAGUGCAGAUUUGUAAUUAAGCAGAAGCAGAUGCCAUCCAUAACAACCUCAAGAUAUUUUCAUCAUUUAGGGGAAUUAUCUAUCGCAAUCUUUUGGCAACUUUACGCAUUAUCAUAAAUUGUUUAGAAGUACAGUGGUAUGCAGGGAUUCAUUACCCAGUGUUCACACGUCUAUGUCCAGUUCUCUGAGUAGUAGUAAUAAGAUAUUAAUUGUUAAUCUUAGUGAAGAGUGUGAAAAUCUUGGCAUAUGUUCCAUAGGAAAACUCUAAGUUUCAGAACUAGCUCUCUAAUUCCUGUGAACGGUGCUUUCAGGCACACGAGUGGUAGCAGCACUUCUCCGUCAGAGUUCCUAUCAAGCAGUUAUUUUGUAAAACCAUCACAGUAUGAUUUGAAUUAUGUUCCUGUAUGUGGAAAGUCUGCAUGAGAUUUUUCUCAUCAUCUUUGUAUGAAUAAAUAUUUAACUUUUUUAAUUAAUAAUAAAUAUUUUAAGCCAACUUUCAGGGGUUUUUAAGUUUCUAAACUUUUGGAAGUACUGGGUGAAAUAAUGCAGGGCUCAAUCGUUUCAACUUGAGAGGGAGAAAGCCAUGGAGAGCUUUUUUUGCUUAUUUGUAUGCAGAUUUCCACUGAUGCCAGUUGGCCUUCUGGAGCAUACUGAGAGCAAAGGCGGCCCCUCUGCCUGUGAAGAUCAGAUCUCAUGGCUGGAGGAAAUCAGCACAGCUCCGCACCAACCUCCAGCGUGUCCCUUCUCUUUCCAGUACGGGGAGGACAGACUCUCCUCUUCCAUCUGUGAUCAUAAUCAUUUUCUCAGUUGACCUCAUUUUUAAGUUAUUAUUCAUUAGAUUGAUGGAUUUAUAUUUUGUAGGAGCAAUUAUAACAUUUUCUCCUACGAA